Molecule: messenger RNA, 1560 nt
Organism: Exophiala oligosperma
Lineage: Eukaryota; Fungi; Ascomycota; Eurotiomycetes; Chaetothyriales; Herpotrichiellaceae
Exons: 1
Coding region: 1-1560 (519 amino acids)
Molecular function (GO): heme binding; monooxygenase activity; iron ion binding
Source: RefSeq, a predicted model, not a curated record
AUGUUGGUUAACCUCACCGUUCUCACAUUCGCGGCAGUUGCAUUCGCUCUGGCAUGGCUGGCAACCAGACUGGCAAAUCGUAAGAAACUCGGGCUUCCUCCUGGACCACCACGGCUGCCUGUGAUUGGCAACCUCCACCAAGCACCACAGGAAUAUCCCUGGCGCACGUACCAAGAAUGGGGGAGGCAGUACGGCCCAGUCUUCAGCCUACAAUACGGCCUAAACACUAUCAUCAUGCUGAGUAACCAUGAAACGGCUCAUGAUCUCCUCGACAAACGUAGCAACAUCUACAGCUCGCGCCCUCGCAGUGUGAUGGGCGGAGAAUGCGUCAGCAAAGGUCUCCGAACACUUCUUAUGCCGUAUGGCCAACGCUGGCGCAACCACCAGCGCCUACAAGCUUCAUACCUCAACGUCCGAGUUUCCCAGAGCUAUCGCGUCCUUCAGGAUCUCGAAAGCAAGCAACUCAUCUUUGAACUCCUCAACUCUGACGCAGACUUCUCGGACCGCUUCCACCGGUACUCGUCGAGUCUAAUCUUUGCGCUGGCGUAUGGUCGACGCCUGGUGCGAGGUGACGAGGCCGAGGUCAUAGCCGUCGACAAGGUCAUGGAGAACUUCCUCAUCGCGGCACGAGUGGGGACUUGGAUCGUCGAUGCGCUCCCCGCGCUCAACCACCUCCCCAAGUUCCUCGCCCCGUGGAAGAGAUUAGGCGAUAGUCAACACGAGUUUGAGGCCAGGUUGCAAAUGGACAACUUGGAGCAAGGCCAGCGAGCGAGGUCCUGGAAUUGGUCGAAACUUGUCGCAGGCAUGAAGGAAGGACGACUGAUGUCGCCGAAGGAACUUGCGUACGAUGUCGGAAUCAUAUACGAGGCCGGUAGUGACACGACAACCAUGGCCUUGGAGGUCUUUACGCUCGCGAUGCUGCUAUAUCCUGAGGUGAUGGAGAAAGGACAAGCCGAGGUGGAUGCACUUUGCGGUGACGAUCUCAUGCCCUCUUUCGAGGACAAGGAGCGGCUACCGUACGUCGACGCCAUCCUCAAGGAGGUUUUGCGCUGGCGGCCUGUGUCUGCCGGAGGUAUCCCGCAUGCCGUCACCCAGGAUGACGAAUACAUGGGCUACCGUAUCCCGGCGGGUGCCACGGUGAUUGGGAAUCAUUGGGCCAUCCACCUCGACGAGGACGUGUACGAUGAUCCCCUCGAGUUCAAGCCGGAUCGAUGGAUCGAGAAUCCCGAUCUGCCCUUGGCGCCAUUCGGGUUUGGAAGGAGGAUCUGUACGGGACAGCACAUUGCGAAGAACAGUCUCUUCAUCAACAUCGCGAGGAUGCUGUGGGCGUUUGACAUCGGCCACAAGUACAGGGUGGUCAACGGCAGGAAGCAGAGAAUCGAGGUCGACCCUUAUGCGUUCACUCAGGGCUUCAAUUCGAGACCGCAAAAGUUCGAGGCCAGCUUUCAAGUGAGGAGCUCCAAAAGGGCGGAUGUGGUGAAGCAGGUUUGGCAAGAGACGGAAAAGAACACGGACAUGGUCAUGGAACAGAUCCAAGCGGAGAGUCAGAAGAAGUCGUAA